UCCACAGUGGGAUGUGCAGCCAUGGGAUCAUGGAAGAGUUCCGUCUUCAUCUUGGUCCUUCACUUUCUAGAAGGGGCCCUGAGCGAUUCCCUCAUUAAGCUGAAUAACAAUGGCUAUGAAGACAUUGUCAUUGCAAUUGACCCCAGUGUGCCCGAAGACGAAGCACUUAUUCAACAAAUAAAGGACAUGGUCACUGAGGCAUCUCCAUACCUGUUUGAAGCAACAGAAAAAAGAUUUUAUUUCAAAAGUGUUUCCAUCUUGAUUCCCGAAAACUGGAACGCAAAACCUGAGUAUACGAAACCAAAACUUGAGACCUACAAAAAUGCAGACGUUGUGGUCGAACCUAAUCAACUAAGUACUGAUGAGCCUUAUACCGAGCAGUUUGGAAAGUGUGGAGAAAGAGGUGAAAAGAUUCAUCUCACUCCUGACUUCUUAGCGGGAAAGGCAUUGAAGCAAUACGGACCACAAGGCAGGGUCUUUGUUCAUGAAUGGGCUCACCUACAAUGGGGAGUAUUUGAUGAGUACAACAACGAAGAGAAAUUCUACUUAUCCAGGGGAAGACCUCAAGCCGUAAGAUGUUCAACAGAUAUUACCGGACAAUAUAAAACAAUUAAGUGCCAGGGAGGCAGUUGUACAGUUGGACCAUGCAGACUCAACAAAUUAACAGGACUGUAUAAUAAAGAAUGUGUGCUGAUACCACAGAAGCAACAGAUUGCAAAGGCUUCCAUAAUGUUUGCACAAAGUAUUGAGUCUGUGGUUGGGUUCUGUAACGAAAAAAACCACAAUAAAGAAGCCCCAAACCUGCAAAACCAAAAAUGCAAUCUCCGAAGCACAUGGGAAGUGAUCAGCGAAUCUGAGGACUUUAAGAAAACCACUCCUAUGACAACAAACCCACCCAAACCCACCUUCUCUUUGCUGCAGAUUGCACAAAGGGUUGUGUGUUUAGUCCUUGAUAAAUCUGGAAGCAUGGCGAGUGAUAACCGCCUUGACCGCAUGAAUCAAGCGGCCAAGUUUUUCCUGCUGCAGACGGUGGAGGACAGGUCCUGGGUUGGGCUGGUAACAUUUGACGGUAGCGCCCAAGUACGAAGUGAACUUGUCCAGAUAAAGAGUGAUGCAGACAGAGAUGCACUCACCAAACACUUACCAACAGUUUCUUCAGGAGGGACAUCCAUCUGCUCCGGCCUUCAAUCAGCAUUUACUGUGAUCAAGAAAAAGUAUCCAACAGAUGGCUCUGAGAUUGUGCUGCUGACCGAUGGGGAGGACAACACUAUCAGCAUGUGCUUUAAUAUGGUGAAGCAGAGCGGAGCCAUAAUCCACACCGUUGCCCUGGGGCCCUCUGCAGCUGCAGAGCUGGAGCAGCUGUCUCAAAUGACAGGAGGUUUGCAGACAUAUGCUUCUGAUCAGGCUCAAAACAAUGGCCUCAUUGAUGCUUUUGGGGCCCUUUCCUCAGGAAAUGGCGCCAUCACUCAGCGCUCCAUCCAGCUGGAGAGUAGAGGAGCAACCCUCCAGAACCGCCAGUGGAUGAAUGGCACAGUGAUUGUGGAUGACACAGUAGGAAAGGACACAUUGUUCCUUAUCACAUGGACAAAUCAGCAGCCCCAAAUCUUUCUCUGGGAUCCCAGUGGAACAAGGCAGAAUGGUUUCGUAGUGGAUGCAGCCAGCAAAAUGGCCUACCUCCAGGUCCCAGACAUCGCUAAGGUUGGCAUUUGGAAAUACAGUCUGCAAGCGAGCUCACAAACUCUCACCCUGACAGUCACCUCACGUGCAUCAAGUGCUACCCUGCCUCCGAUUACAGUGACCUCCAAAAUGAACAAGGACACAGGCAAAUUCCCCAGUCCUAUGAUAGUUUAUGCAAAUAUUCACCAAGGAGCUUCACCAAUUCUCGGGGCCCAGGUCACAGCUGUGAUUGAAUCGGCAAAUGGGAAAACAGUCACCUUGGAACUACUGGAUAAUGGAGCAGGUGCUGAUGCUACUAAGAAUGAUGGUGUCUACUCAAGGUAUUUUAUAGCUUAUGAUACAAACGGAAGAUACAGUGUGAAAAUAUGGGCCCUGGGAGGCAUUAAUACAGUCAGACAGGGAACAGCAUCCAGGUCAAAUGGAGCCCUGCUUGUAGCUGGCUGGAUAGAGAAUGGUAAAAUACAAUUGAAUCCGCCAAGACCUGCAAAUAAUAAGACUGAAGUUCAAAAUAAAAAAGUGUGUUUCAGCAGAACAUCUUCAGGAGGUUCGUUUGUGGCCUCUCAUGUCCCAAAAGCUCCCAUCCCUGACCUCUUCCCACCUUGUCAGAUCACUGACCUGAGGGCAAAGGUGCAGGGUUACAGUGUCAUCAACCUGACGUGGACAGCUCCUGGCAAUGAUUAUGAUCAUGGGCAAGCUUUCAAGUAUAUCAUUCGAAUGAGUACAAAUGUCCUUGACCUCAGAGACAAGUUCAAUGCUUCAGUUCAAGUGAACACAACUGGUCUCAUCCCAAAGAAGGCCAACUCUGAGGAAAUCUUUGUGUUUGAACCAGAAAACAUUGCCUUUGAAAAUGGCACCAAUCUUUUCAUUGCUAUUAAGGCUGUCGAUAAGGCUAAUCUGGAAUCAGAAAUAUCCAACUUGGCCCAAGUGUCUUUGUUUAUUCCUCCUCCUCCAGAGACCCCUAGUCCUCCUGACAUUUCUGUUCCUAGUCCUAAUAUUAGUAUCAAUAACACCAUUCCUGGCCUUCACAUUUUAAGAAUUAUCUGGAAAUGGGUAGGAGAUUUGCAGCUGACACUGGCCUAACACUGUCUUUUCAUGAGAAGCAAAAUAAAUGAACCAUGCUAUUGAUUGUAGUGUUUUCUAAAAUCUAUUUUAGGCUUCCUGCAGGGGGCGAUAUAACCAAAUGCUACACAGCUAGGAACACAUGCGUAUAUAUGUAAUCUCUAUUGGAAUACAAAUGCUUAAUCGUUGUUUGGUCUUUUAAUAAUGAUUUUGAAUUCUACAUAAAAGAAGUGCCUGUAUCAAUACAAGAGAGUAUGUUGUAAUUCAUUUUUAAGAAGUUUUGCCUGCUGAAAAGGACAUGCAAUUGCUGUUAAUCCAAUGAAUAGCUAAAAGAUUUUGUUUUCAUUUAAAGAAUGCUGGAAAUGCCCAACAUAAAUUAUACAAAGUAUGACUUGUAAUGUAUGAGAUCUGUAAUAUGUUUUCAUGUUUCUGGAUUUGAGCAAGGGUCAUAUAUUUAAGGAAGGAUUUUGUAAUGUAGAAAAAACAUAAAGAUUCCCCACAUAUGUUACAUGCAUGCAAUUACAAGUCAGUGAUAAUUGAAGACACUGUGGCAGGAAAUGAGGUGGGAAAAGUCCCUUCAGGCCAGGAAGGAAGAGAAAGUGAUUCAGAAAUAAACAUUUAUGUUUUUGUACCAA
Cavia porcellus (domestic guinea pig) is the source of this 3371-nucleotide messenger RNA. Its product is annotated as calcium-activated chloride channel regulator 1. The record is from RefSeq and is a predicted model, not a curated record. Gene Ontology annotation, biological process: chloride transport. Bases 22 to 2757 code for a protein of 911 amino acids. Gene Ontology annotation, molecular function: intracellularly calcium-gated chloride channel activity. Lineage: Eukaryota; Metazoa; Chordata; Mammalia; Rodentia; Caviidae. The transcript has 14 exons. Gene Ontology annotation, cellular component: plasma membrane.